CUUCCUUGUUUUGAGUCGCCACUUCUGUAAACUGACACCAGACUUUCACACGCUCUGAACUCAGUCCACCAUCAGAGACAACAACUGCGAAAUGGGAUUAACAGAGUGGGUUUUUCUAUUUUUUCUGUGUUUGUGUUCCUCUAGUAUCAAUUCAAAGCCAACUGCCAAGCACCAUGUGACCGCCAACGACAGACCCAUCAUUGGGAUUCUGACGAUGAUAGUCAUGGACAAAGACCUCAAACCAUUUGGUGAGACUUUCAUAGCAGCAUCCUAUGUGAAGUACAUGGAGUCAGGGGGCUGCAGAGUGGUGCCCAUCAAGCUGACACUGACUGAUUCAGAGUAUGAAAACAUCUUCAACAAGAUAAAUGGCCUCCUGCUGAUCGGUGGAGCGAUCGACAUCGAGACGUCAGAGUUCGCCAGGGUGGCCAAGAUCUUCUACAAGCUCGCUUUGGAGGCUAACAACAAGGGAGACUACUUCCCCAUCUGGGGUACCUGCUUAGGCAUGCAGCUGCUGACGGCACUGGUGGCAGGGAAGGACCUAUUGUCCAUUACUCCAGCGGAGAACGACAUGAUGCCUCUGAACCUCACCCAAGAGGCAUACACAAGCAACAUGUUCGCUGACUUCCCAAGUGACAUGCUCACGGCUGUGGCCAAAGAACCCCUGACUGGGAACUUCCAUAAAUACGGAAUGUCUGUGACGACCUUUCAAGGAAACGAAGACCUGAGAAGCUUCUUCUCAAUUCUGUCAACAAACAUGGCUCACAAUGGAGUUGAGUUCAUCUCCACCUUUGAGGGCAAGAAAUAUCCCUUCUACGGAGUCCAGUGGCACCCAGAGGUCAGCUGUUACAAGUGGAGCAGGAACAAGAACGUGCCUCACUCUCCCAAUGCAGUUCGCCUGACCGCCUUGCUGGCAGGGUUUUUCGUCAAUGAAGGGCGGAGAAGUCUCCAUCGCUUCGAUGACAUCGAAGAAGAAGAGGCAGCGCUGAUCUACAACUACCAGCCGGUGUUCAUUGGAAACAUAUCGGGACACGAGCAGGCCUACUUCUUCAGAAAUUCUACAUAGGAAGUUGUUGCAUUACAGAUGUGCGGUGAGGUAUUUUCAAAUUGUCUAAACUGAAUCACAGAUCAGUAAUGUCAGGUGAAUCAAUGGGUGAAAUGAGAGGGAGGAAAACACGCACACACUGGAAACAGGGUCUAGAGAGACUCCUUUUUGCAUUUCCUGAAUCAUGCUUCAUCACAAAUAGAGUGUUACUGGUAUUUUUUCCUUCCAUCCGUGCUCGGAUUCUCCAGUAGGGGUCAUCAUUGUGCCGUUACUGAAUGUCCGUCUCAGCGCUUGGAACGAGGUGGUUGUGUCUCCUUCUGAUCAAUAGCAGAAGCCACUUGUUUUUCAUGUGACAUGGGAUUAAUGGUGCUGUGGCAGUUUUCUCAUCAAGUAAAAAUCUAUUUCACUGUUGUCUUAAAUCAAUUGUUGCUCCUAAUAAACAUGUUCCUCUG
Messenger RNA from Synchiropus splendidus (mandarinfish), 1494 nucleotides. It is a transcript of the gene gghl, whose product is annotated as gamma-glutamyl hydrolase. The transcript has 9 exons. Gene Ontology annotation, cellular component: vacuole. Lineage: Eukaryota; Metazoa; Chordata; Actinopteri; Syngnathiformes; Callionymidae. Gene Ontology annotation, molecular function: gamma-glutamyl-peptidase activity. The coding region runs from base 92 to 1063 and encodes 323 amino acids. Gene Ontology annotation, biological process: tetrahydrofolylpolyglutamate metabolic process. The record is from RefSeq and is a predicted model, not a curated record.